AUGCGCCUACCAACCAAAGAGUUCGCCGUGCUACUGGCAUGCGCCGGCGUCGGUUCCUCACUCCAAGCAGAGAUCCCCGCCGAUCUACCUGUUGCAUCGCUUAUAUCCUCUGCAAAAUCACACCUUGCCACAGGCUCUCCUCGAGAUGCUUUGGCCUACUUCGAUGCCGCCGUCGCUCGGGAUCCGACCAACUACUUGACCAUAUUCCAACGAGGCGCUACAUAUCUUUCCCUAGGCAGGGAUACACAAGCCGCCGAUGAUUUCAACCGUGUCCUCGAACUCAAGCCGGACUUUGACGGCGCCUUAUUACAGCGAUCCAGAAUUAAGAGCAGAAGUGCAGAUUGGGCUGGCGCCAAAGAGGAUCUAGUCAAGGCCGGGAAGAAAUCUUCGCCGGAAUACGUUGAACUCGAUGAGGCGCAGACAGCAGAGAAAGCGGCCGAACAGGCAGAGGCCAAGGGGGACUGGGACACGUGUGUUUCGCAGUCUAGUGUGGCUAUCAUGAAAGCUAGUGUGGCACUCAAUCUUCGACGACUUCGUUCACACUGCCGGUUCGAGAAAGGUGAAAUCCAGGAAGCUCUGGGUGACCUGGCACAUAUACUACAGAUUUCACCGGGUUCUGUUGAGCCACAUUUACAAAUAUCGUCGACAUUAUUCUACGCUUUGGGGGACCACGAACGAGCCAUUGCACAGAUCCGGAAAUGUCUUCACUCGGAUCCAGACUCCAAGUCGUGUAGUCGGCUCUUCCGUAAAGAGAAGCAAUACGUUAAAGCCUUAAAUCAGCUGGAAGAGUUCAAGGAGAAACGAAAGUUCACUAAUGCGAUCAAUCUCUUGGUUGGAACCAAGGACGAGAGUGGCAUGAUUGAUGAUGUCAAGGAAGACGUCAAAGAAGCCCGGGAAGCAGGAUAUAUCCAUCGUAAUGCUCCAGAUGAGCUUUACACAUCUCUUAUUGAGACUACGUGUGAAGUAUACCGAGCUAUGAACUCCAAAAAAGCAAAGACGUACUGUACCGAUAUUCUUCAACUCAAACCACAUUCCUUGCACGGUCUGUUAUAUCAAGCUCAAACCUUUAUUGACGAAGACGAGUUUGACCGUGCCAUCAACACACUUACAACAGCCAAGGAACACCACCAGAGCUCCCGAGAAGUUCAAGAACUUCUCCAAAAGGCUCAAGUUCUACUCAAACGAUCCAAGCAGAAAGAUUACUACAAAGUCCUCGGAGUCAGCCGCGAUGCAGACGACCGAACAAUCAAACGAGCAUAUAGACAACUCACCAAACUCCAUCAUCCGGAUAAGGCCAUGUCGCAAGGCGUAACAAAGGAGGAUGCAGAGAAGAAGAUGGCCUCUAUCAAUGAAGCUUAUGAAGUCCUUUCCGAUCCGGAACUGAGGGCUCGUUUUGAUAAUGGUGAUGAUCCUAAUGAUCCCGAGUCCGGACGAGGAGGUCCUUUCCAGGGACAUCCAUUUGCCGGUGGACGAGGAGGUGGUGGUAGUCAGCAAUUCUUCUUCCAACAAGGCGGCGGCGGAGGAGCUCAAUUCAAGUUCAACGGCUUUCCAGGAGGAGGGGGGUUUCCAUUUUAG
This is a messenger RNA of Talaromyces amestolkiae, 1575 nucleotides long. RefSeq lists its product as uncharacterized. The transcript has 2 exons. Gene Ontology annotation, molecular function: misfolded protein binding; protein-folding chaperone binding. Gene Ontology annotation, cellular component: endoplasmic reticulum. NCBI's taxonomy places the organism in Eukaryota, Fungi, Ascomycota, Eurotiomycetes, Eurotiales, Trichocomaceae. Gene Ontology annotation, biological process: protein folding in endoplasmic reticulum. The coding region runs from base 1 to 1575 and encodes 524 amino acids. The record is from RefSeq and is a predicted model, not a curated record.